Malassezia japonica is the source of this 1119-nucleotide messenger RNA. It is a transcript of the gene RAD52, whose product is annotated as DNA repair protein rad52. Gene Ontology annotation, cellular component: nucleus. Gene Ontology annotation, biological process: double-strand break repair via homologous recombination; double-strand break repair via single-strand annealing; mitotic recombination. The transcript has 4 exons. The coding region runs from base 1 to 1119 and encodes 372 amino acids. NCBI's taxonomy places the organism in Eukaryota, Fungi, Basidiomycota, Malasseziomycetes, Malasseziales, Malasseziaceae. The record is from RefSeq and is a predicted model, not a curated record.
AUGGAUGCGAACGCGUUUGGCGCGCGUACGAGCGGUGACGCUUUCCCUGUCGGUGUCGGAGGAUCAGCGUUUGAUGACGAACACGACCCGGAAACGGGAUUGCCCAUAUGGAGUGCGACGCGUCUCGCGACACUCCAGUGCAAGCUCAACCAGCGCCUUGGGCCCGAGUACCUCUCGCAGCGCCCAGGGCCGGGUGGCGGGCCAAAAUUGACGUACAUUGAGGGAUGGAAGGUCGUAGACCUCGCGAACGAGGUAUUCGGCUUCAACGGAUGGUCGACAAGCGUCACGAGCCUGGACAUUGACUACCUCGAUGUGCACCCCGAGUCGGGGCGCUGCAACUGCGGCGUGAGCGCAAUCGUGCGCAUCACACUCCGCGACGGCACGUACCACGAGGACGUGGGGUACGGCCACACGGAGGGCGUACGUGGCAAGCACGCCGCGCUGGAAAAGUGCAAAAAGGAGGCGAUCACCGACUCGAUCAAGCGUGGGCUCAAGACAUUUGGGCGUCUACUCGGCAACUGUUUGUACGACCGCCAGUACUCGCGCGAAGUGCUCAAAAUGCCCGUGCCUACGGCUCCGUUUGACGCCUCCGAGCUCCACCGGCACAAGGAUACCCCCGCGAGCGCGUCGCGCACCUCGGCGCGUGCUGGAACAAAGCGCACGAGCGACGAGUCGAACCAGCAGCGCAUGGAGGAGGCGAAGCAGGCACGGCUGCGACUCGCGGCCGCGGCGCGUGCCAAGAUGGCCGGCGGGCGUGGCAAGCCCGAAGGCCUUCGUGGCGCAGCCGCAAGUGGUGCGCCAGAGAGCGCCGCCGCGCCCCCUGCCGAUGCUCCGACGGCGUCCGAGCCACCUGUGCCGCGCCCCGUACCUGCGCCUGCCUCGACGACGCCGCCCGCCGCCCGUCCCACGCCCCGUCCUCGCUCUGGGGUGAAACCCGAGCCGAAAGAGACCGAUCCGACGGCCACGACGCCCGACGAUGCGCCCUGGGACAGCGAGAUGAACGACGCCGAGGCGGCAAGUAUGGCGCUGGAGCUUGAGCUGGAGGACGACCUGCUUCUCCGCCAGUCGCAGCUCGCCCAAGAACUCGAUAACGACGACCUAGACACAGAUACACAGUAG